UCUAGAAGGAAUCGAACAUACGUGGAAAUUUCGGAACAAGGAAGUCAAAGGCACGCGGGGCCUGGGGGGGACUCGAACCCCAGUCGUGCUGAAUUUAUUACCAGUUUUCUACAUGGUAGACUCUGGAAUUUGCCCUCACAAGUAUAUAAUUAGGCCAGAGAUUUGGAUUGAUUUACUAGAUUCAAGCUCUGGAAAUGGAAAACCGACCUGAUUGUUGUCUCAUAUAGACUGGAUUCGAGAAGUCGAGUUUUUUCAGCUAUGGAGAGCAGACGAAUUGCAUUGGAAAAUCUCAUUGCAGAUGGGGUUCUGUUUGUCAGGCGUUUGGAAGAAAAUAACACUGGUAAUGGCUUCGAUGGACCGUACAACUUCAACACGAGGUUUAACCCUUCCAUGGCGAUCAUAAUCGUGGUGCUGCUCAGCGCCUUCUUUUUCAUGGGUUUUUUCUCGAUCUACAUCCGUCGUUGCUCAGGGGAGAGCGGAAGCGGGGGUUCCAGAAGGCCGGGCGGUCUGCGGCUUGGCGGAGGGGGAAAUAAUGCCGAGGGUUUACAGAGGGAGGCGACUCGUGGCCUGGACAAGGCCAUUAUUGAGAGCUUUCCGGUCUUUAGCUUUAAACUGGUUAAGGGUUUAAAGGCUCAGGCUAAAGGCUCCGAGUGCGCCGUCUGUCUGAAUGAUUUCGAAGAUGAUGAAAUGCUCCGUCUGCUUCCGAAAUGCAGCCAUGCGUUUCAUCCCGAGUGCAUCGACAUGUGGCUCUGCUCGCACACCACUUGUCCCGUCUGCAGGGUGGAUCUUCUCCCAGCCGAGGAGGGUUCCGAUCCGUCUGGAACAGAGUCUGGGGUCGUUGCUCCGCAGGGAGAGCCUGAGCCCGAAGUCGUGAUCGUUGUUGACAAUGGAAAUGAUGAAUCGGUGCCUGUGGCGAGGGCAAUUGAGGCGGGUGAAAGCUCUGCGACUGAGGAGCCGAGCGCCAUGGAAAAGGUGCGAAGAUCGCAUUCGACAGGGCAUUCUCUGGUGCGGGUGCGCAAGGAGCUCGAGCAACCGACGGAGUGGUACAUCGCCACGCCUCGCGGAUUAACCCCUGGUUUGUAUCGGAGCUGCAGUUUUGUGGCCAUGCACCAUUCGCGCUCGCAGGGGGCAUCUUCGAGCUCCAAAGUGGAUGCCGCUGCUUGCCUUAAGGCAGGUGGCGCUUCAGGGCGUGAUGCAGGGUCUAGCAUGCAGGAGCCGCGGACGAGGUCUGAGCGUUGGGGCGGAAUUUCUAGUAUGAAUCCGGCGGCGAUUUUGAGGUCGUUUUCUGAGCGUCCGGCUUCUCGGCUUUCUCGGCCGCCUGUUGUUCCUCAGCAGGAUCGUAGGGCUUAUUUGAAGAAAACUUUCAAUUGGCUUACUGGAAAAGACAGAGAUCGCGGUGAUGGAUCUGUCUCGGUUUCUUCCCGCCGUGGAGAUCACAGCGGCUCUGUUGGUGGAAAUGUCUAAAGGAAUGAAGGGGUUUUGAAUCCCCAGGGGUUUGUGAAACAAAAUUUGAUCAGCUCUGUUGGUGAUUAUGCCUAAAGGAAGGGCUUUUGAAUCCCCGGGGGUUUUUGAAAGAAAAUUUGUUUAGGGAAAGUUGCAAUUUAUCAGUGUUGUUCUUUGCGAUGUUGGUGAUUAUGCCUGAAGAAAGGAAUUUCGAAUACCCGGGGGUUUGUGAAAGAAAAUUUGUCAAGGGAGUUUGUGAAAGAAAAUUUGUUUAGGGAAAGUUGCAAUUUAUAAGUGUUCUUCUCUGCGAUAAGCGAUUUAGAAAGCAGGAAGAAUUUGCAGCCCAAAUUGCUGUGGAUUCAUGCCUGCGUAUGCUUUUGUUUUGUAUUGGCAAGUUUGCAGAAGUUGUACAAUCUGUACAGGCAAUAAUUUGUAUAACAGAUAUUGUCAAGAAAUUUAUGGCUUUUUUUUUUUGUUUUA
Cryptomeria japonica (Japanese cedar) is the source of this 1923-nucleotide messenger RNA. Its product is annotated as E3 ubiquitin-protein ligase ATL6. Lineage: Eukaryota; Viridiplantae; Streptophyta; Pinopsida; Cupressales; Cupressaceae. The record is from RefSeq and is a predicted model, not a curated record. The coding region runs from base 259 to 1464 and encodes 401 amino acids. The transcript has a single exon.